Messenger RNA from Lotus japonicus, 797 nucleotides. RefSeq names its product 60S ribosomal protein L2, mitochondrial. Gene Ontology annotation, cellular component: ribosome. Gene Ontology annotation, molecular function: RNA binding; structural constituent of ribosome. The transcript has 2 exons. NCBI's taxonomy places the organism in Eukaryota, Viridiplantae, Streptophyta, Magnoliopsida, Fabales, Fabaceae. The record is from RefSeq and is a predicted model, not a curated record. Gene Ontology annotation, biological process: cytoplasmic translation. The coding region runs from base 87 to 665 and encodes 192 amino acids.
UGGUAGAGGCCCAAGCCCAAAAGAAUGGAAGUGAAGGAAUGAACCAUGUGAGGCACGCAUCGAUCAGAGUUUAGGUUGCUGUUGAAAUGGCCGCGUCGCUGUGGAGAGCUCGCGCCGCCCUCACCAAUGCAUUUCGCCGUUUCUCCUCCGCCGCCGCCGAGGUUACAACCACCGUUCCUCGCGAUGCGCAUGAGAGCAUGAUGUUUUCCGAUAUAAACUCACAAAUUGGAAGCUGCAUGCCUCUGUCUUCGAUGCGAAUCGGGACAAUCAUUCACAACAUCGAGAUGAACCCUGGGCAAGGAGGCAAGCUCGUACGAGCAGCAGGAACCUGUGCAAAGAUUUUGAAAGAACCUACUUCAGCUUACUGUUUGAUCCAGCUUCCUUCAGGUGUGAAGAAGUUGAUUGAUUCUCGAUGCAGGGCCACUGUUGGUGUGGUGUCCAAUCCAACCCAUGGAGAUCGCAAGCUGAGGAAGGCCGGGCAUAGUAGGUGGCUCGGUCGGAGGCCGGUUGUUCGAGGAGUGGCUAUGAAUCCUGUUGAUCAUCCACACGGUGGUGGUGAGGGUAGAAGCAAGAGUAGUGGCCGUUGGGGUAAAGGAUCUCGCACUCCUUGGGGUAAACCAACUAAGGGUGGCUUCAAAACUGGACCCCUCAAGCGCAAAAAAUAGGUAGUGUAGAUGUACUUACAACAUUCACUCUUUCUGGUUUCAUGUUUCUAAUGAUUGUUCAAACUGUCACCUCUGUUCUAUUUCUUGGAAAAUUAUAUUUCUAGUUAUCAAAUUGAUUAAGUUAAGUGAUUA